UCUUCGACCUCUGGAAUGUAAGCAUCAGGAAAACACAACAAACACACACACACACACACACACACACUCAGAAUAUAGUGUUUCUUGUCAGUUAUGUUGUGCUUGCCUAGUGCAUUCUGGGAGUUGUAGGGAAAGGCAAACACACACACACACACUCGUGUAUAGAAGUGUGUGAGCGUGCAGAGUGAUGUCUGACAGCAGGAAAAAGCCAAAACUCCAAGGCCUAGUGGGAUUCACCAAAUUUCUGGUUCAGAACCUGUUGAAGUGAUAACAUGCUGCUAGAGUGUCUUCAUCAUCAACAUGGAUCCUUUCCCAUGUGAACCAGCCAUUAUUCCUCCUCCUCCUCCUCCUCCUCCCCCCAUUCUCCACCCACUCCAGAAUUCCAGUUCUGGUUCUGGUUCUGGUUCCAGUGUGAGGCGGCUCCGCAGUGUGUUUUGGGAGAGAAUCCCUCAGGAACGUGUGGAGGGAAAACGCAGCGUCUGGAGCGAAUCAGAUGAGCUUCUGAUCGAUCUCAGUUGUCUGGACGAGCUCUUUCAACAGUCACAGGUCAAACUGCUCGGGGUCAAAGGUCACUGUGACAGAGAUAAACACGCUAGCAAAAGCACGUCUCAGGACAAUAGUCCACAGAAGGUGUGUAUUCUGGGGGAAAGGAGUAGUCUGAAAGUUGGGAUUUUCAUGCAUCAUGUAAAGAGGUGA
Pangasianodon hypophthalmus (striped catfish) is the source of this 696-nucleotide messenger RNA. RefSeq names its product FH2 domain-containing protein 1. Gene Ontology annotation, molecular function: microtubule binding; actin binding. Gene Ontology annotation, biological process: actin filament polymerization. The transcript has 3 exons. The record is from RefSeq and is a predicted model, not a curated record. Bases 301 to 696 code for a protein of 131 amino acids. Gene Ontology annotation, cellular component: cytoplasm; actin filament. NCBI's taxonomy places the organism in Eukaryota, Metazoa, Chordata, Actinopteri, Siluriformes, Pangasiidae.